AAGUUUUUAACCAGUCAGAGCCAUUCAUUCGUUGCAGCUCUCCGGGCUUACUGACAGCAGGAAGAAUCUCUUAUUUGUGAGGUACUCGCUCUCCCCCCCUUCCCCUCCCAUCAUGGCUGCAGACUUGAUGGAGAUUGACGACUCUCUUUACAGCCGGCAGCGAUAUGUGCUCGGAGACAGUGCUAUGCACCAGAUGGCCCAGUCCUCAGUCUUUCUCAGUGGAAUGGGAGGACUGGGAGUAGAGAUAGCAAAGAAUAUUGUUCUGGCUGGGAUAAAGGCAGUCACCCUUCAUGACACAAAGCAGUGUGAGACCUGGGAUCUAGGCUCCAACUUCUUUAUCCACAAAGAGGAUGUUUUGAGCCAGAGGAUGAGGGUGGAGGCAGUGUGCCCUCGGGUUGCAGAGCUGAACCCUUAUGUCCAUGUUGAUGUGUCUUCCUCUGCUCUUGACGACAACACUGAUCUUAGUUUUCUAAGAAAGUACCAGUGUGUGAUUUUGACUGAGGCCAGAUUGAGUCUACAAAAGAGAGUAAAUGAGUUCUGCCACUCACAACAACCUCCCAUCAGAUUCAUCAGCUGUGAUGCAUAUGGUAUCUGUGCACAAGUGUUUUGUGACUUUGGGGAAGAGUUUGAGGUGUCCGAUCCCACAGGAGAGGAGCCCAAGGAGGUUUUCAUUCAAAGUAUCACUCAGGAUGAUCCUGGGGUGGUAAACUGCUUGGACAACCAACCCCACGGCCUACAGACAGGUCAGAGUGUUGUUUUCAGAGAGAUCAGUGGCAUGGUGGAGCUCAACGGCACUUCACGACAGAUUUCAGUCCUUUCCUCUCACAGCUUUGCAAUAGGAGACACAUCUCAACUACAACCAUAUGCACAUGGAGGUUUCUUUGUCAUGGUGAAAACCCCUAAGACAUUCAGAUUUGAAACAUUAGAGCGACAGCUGUGUGAUCCUCAGGUCCUGACUCCAGACUUCAGUAAACCAGAGGCCCCACUUCAGAUCCAUGCAGCCAUGUUGGCACUGGACACUUUCCAGGAGCAGCACAGUAGACUCCCCAACAUUGGGUGUUUACAGGAUGCUGAGGUUUUACUAAAGCUGACUGAGGAAGUGAAUGCAACUCUCAAGAGCAAACCUCUUGUGAAUACUGAAUUGGUGCACUGCCUGUCAAGGACAGCAAGGGGUACUCUUCCCCCAUUAGCAGCAGCUGUAGGAGGUCUAGCCAGUCAGGAAGUUCUUAAGGCUGUCACAGGGAAGUUUGCACCCCUGCAGCAAUGGUUUUAUCUUGAUGCUAUUGAGGUAUUCAAGCCACUUCAGUCUCUUUCUGCUGAGGAGUUUUGCCCUAGGGGCGAUCGAUAUGAUGGAUUAAGAGCUUGCAUCGGUGACUCAUUGUGUCAACAACUACACAAGCUAAGAGUCUUUAUGGUUGGCUGUGGAGCCAUAGGCUGUGAGAUGCUGAAAAACUUUGCCUUGCUUGGGGUUGGACUGGCCAAGAGCUCAGGGGAGGUGUGCAUCACUGACCCAGACCUCAUAGAAAAGUCUAACCUCAACAGACAGUUUCUCUUCAGGCCGCAUCACAUACAGAAACCGAAAAGUACCACAGCAGCAGAAGCUACUCGUGAUAUUAAUCCUGACCUACAGGUGGAAGCUCACCUCAAUAAGGUGUGUCCUGCUACUGAGAGCAUCUACAGUGACUCCUUCUACUCCUCCUUGAACCUAGUGGUCACUGCGCUGGACAAUGUGGAGGCACGAAGAUAUGUGGACAGCCGCUGUGUAUCCAAUCAGAGACCUCUCCUGGAUUCCGGCACCAUGGGAACUAAAGGACAUACUGAAAUCAUUGUGCCAAACUUGACAGAGUCUUACAAUAGCCAUAGGGACCCCCCAGAAGAGGAGAUCCCAUUUUGCACUCUCAAGUCUUUCCCUUCUGUCAUAGAGCACACCAUCCAAUGGGCCAGAGAUAAGUUUGAGAGUGCCUUUGUCCACAAGCCCUCCAUGUACAACUCGUUCUGGCAGACCCAUUCCUCGGCUGAAGUAGUGCUGCAGAGGAUGCAGGCAGGGGAAAGUCUGGAGGGGUCAUUCCAGGUCAUUAAGCUGCUGAGCAGACAGCCUACUCGGUGGGAACAGUGCGUCACUUUUGCCCGUCUGAAAUUUGAGAAAUAUUUCAAGAGAAAGGCCCUACAACUGCUGCACUCUUUCCCCCUGGAUACAAGGUUAAAAGAUGGAAGUUUGUUUUGGCAGUCUCCAAAAAGACCUCCAACUCCUAUUGAAUUUGACUUGAAAGACUAUUUGCACUUUGCUUUCAUUGUGAGCACUGCCCGGCUCUUCGCAGGGAUUUACAAUAUCCCUUACUCAGAAAGGGAUCUUUCUGAAGAGACAAUUACCAGGAUUCUUGCAGAUGUUGAGAUUCCCAAAUACAGGCCCUCGGAGAAAUGCAUAGAAACAGAUGAGACGGCAAAGAAACCUGAUCAGAUGAAGAUGCCUCUAAGCAGUGAAGAGGAGAGGGAGGCAAUCUUUCAGCUGGAGCAUGCCAUUGCUACUGACAGGGUUACGCCAGAACGGUUACGGAUGAGUCCACUUCAGUUUGAAAAGGACAAUGACAGCAACGGCCACAUGGACUUUAUUGCAUCAGCAUCCUCUCUCAGGGCCAAGAUGUACUCCAUCGAGCCAGCUGACAGAUUUAAGACCAAACGUAUCGCCGGGAAGAUCAUCCCCGCUAUUGCCACGGCAACAGCUGCAGUAGCUGGAUUGGUGGCCCUGGAGUUGAUCAAGGUGGUUGGAGGCUUUGGGUUUGAAUCCCACAAAAACUGCUUCUUUAACUUGGCCAUUCCUGUAGUUGUCCUCACUGAGCCUGCUGCAGUCAAACGGACGCUCAUCAGGAACAACAUAUACUACUCGAUCUGGGACUGUUGGACUAUUUUCGGCCAUGAGGACUUCACUCUUUCUGACUUUAUGAAUGCUGUGAGGGAAAAGUAUGGAAUUGAACCCACUAUGGUCGUCCACGGUGUAAAGAUGCUCUAUGUGCCUGUGAUGCCUGGACACUCGAAGAGGCUCAAACUGACGAUGCAGAAGCUAAUUAAGCCAUCAGUGGAGCGCCGCUAUGUAGACCUAACUGUAUCAUUUGCUCCAGAGGCGGACGGAGAUGAAGACCUCCCUGGUCCUCCUGUCAGGUACUACUUCAGCCCUGAUGGCGAGACUCCCUGACACCUUCCUUGAGCCUCUUGUGUCCUUAUUUCCCUUCUUUAAUAUAAAUUGUUACACCCGAAUUGCUUAGGCAAGGGCCAAGAGUUUUCCCUCAGGAUGUUACCUGACAAGGUCAAAGCUCCUUGCCCCAGCACGAACCCCCUCUUGUACUUCAUGGAGCAAGAAAGGCCAGUUGUGGUCCCAGUUUUUUGUUUUUUGUUUUUUUUUCCUCUUGCCCAAGAUCUAGCCAGUGGAACACAAGGAGUAGCACUUAUAAUUGUACCCCUGUGUGUGUGUGUGUGCGCGCGCGCGCGUGUGUGUAUAUACUUUCUCUGUUCUGUUUUUUAUGCUGGUGAAAUGCACAGCUCUGGCUGUGUCGAUGCCUUAAUUGAUUAACCUUUUUCCGUUUGUGGCAGUGAGUCUGACUAAAAUUUGUGUUUACAGAAACCUGCAAACUCCCAACACACAGACCCAUUUAGUUUUCGUUUCUUUGUGUUUUGUUUUUUGUGAGUUAAACUGUUGGCGCAAUAAAGAUAACUGAUAAACAGUUGGUAGGCAUCACAUCAUCUUCUUAGAAUUAUUUAACAAUAUUGCCAACUGCAGAAUUUGCCAGUUAUUUUCUGUCUCCCUCUAUAGAAAAAAUUCGAUAUUUGUUGUAUAAUUUUAAGGUGUGACAAGUUCGUGGAAAGUGGCAAAACCACCAAAGAUAGUGAUUAUCAUUUUGUCUGCAGAUUGUUUUGUUUUGUUUUUUUCCAUCACUUUGACUGCCUCAUUAUAACAUGUUUAUAUCACAGGGCAUGGAUAUCACCCAACAUUUAAGAGCAACACACACCAGCUGUGCUUUACUACAGGUUAAGCAGCAUUUUUAUUGAAUCGCUCUGCGGUCGUUUGGGUGUAAAAUGACAGUCAGUGUGUGGGGUGCAUUCAACAAAAUGGGUAAAAAAAAACAAAAAAUUGUAGCUGUUAGUCUUACCUACCUUAAUAAAUACUUAGGUAACGACUGCACUGAUAUUAGUUUGGACAAACAGUAUGUUCUUCAUUAGCACAAUGCAAGUACUGACAACAAGUUCAGUGACUGUUCUACACAUAGAAAAGCCUUAUUUUGACAGACAUUAAACAUAUGUACUAACAUCUGGGGUCCCACUCCUGUGUUAAAACACAUUUGUUUUAAAAGAAAAUCUUUGCUGUUCAAGAUUUGUUGUAUUUGUUCAUGGAUGUCUGUGACAUGUAUUUAUUUACUUUUGUUUGGGGUUUUUUUGGUCAGACUGAGCCUGUAUUGAUGAGCUCUGAGUAAUGCACUGGUUAAAUAAUCAAUAAUAAACAAUAGUCAUCCAGAAAGUGUCUCUCUGGGCUUAUGAUUUGCCCCUUUGUUAAGUUCCACUUAAA
Archocentrus centrarchus (flier cichlid) is the source of this 4555-nucleotide messenger RNA. Its product is annotated as ubiquitin-like modifier-activating enzyme 6. The transcript has 32 exons. The record is from RefSeq and is a predicted model, not a curated record. Gene Ontology annotation, molecular function: SUMO activating enzyme activity. The coding region runs from base 113 to 3190 and encodes 1025 amino acids. Gene Ontology annotation, biological process: protein sumoylation. Lineage: Eukaryota; Metazoa; Chordata; Actinopteri; Cichliformes; Cichlidae. Gene Ontology annotation, cellular component: SUMO activating enzyme complex; cytoplasm.